Setaria italica (foxtail millet) is the source of this 1166-nucleotide messenger RNA. RefSeq names its product 50S ribosomal protein L13, chloroplastic. The transcript has 4 exons. NCBI's taxonomy places the organism in Eukaryota, Viridiplantae, Streptophyta, Magnoliopsida, Poales, Poaceae. The coding region runs from base 147 to 836 and encodes 229 amino acids. The record is from RefSeq and is a predicted model, not a curated record. Gene Ontology annotation, biological process: negative regulation of translation; translation. Gene Ontology annotation, cellular component: cytosolic large ribosomal subunit; ribosome. Gene Ontology annotation, molecular function: structural constituent of ribosome; mRNA binding.
CUUCCCCCUUCUAUCCCCUUAUCCACUCCGCGCUCCCCAUCUCGCCUCCCUCGAAGCUAGAAAUGGCUGCGUCCCACUGAACCCGACCCACCCUCCGCCUCCGCCUCCGCCUCCGACUGUUGCCGCUCUAGCUCAGGGGCGCCGCAAUGGCCACGGCCGUCGCCGCCUCCGCGUUCCUCUCCUCCUCCUUCGCCCCCCGCCACCACCACCGCCGCCUGGCCAGGUCCGUGACGCGGCGUGCCGCCCCGGCGGGACUGGCCGUGCGGUGCGAGCAGAGCGACAAGCAGAAGAGGCAGCCGCUCGCAGCGCUCGUGCCCCGCGAGCAGCGCUUCAUGUUCGAAGGCGACGAACUCUGCGGCCCCGACAUAUGGAAUACUACAUGGUAUCCCAAGGCUGCAGAUCAUGUAACCACGGAGAAGACAUGGUAUGUUGUUGAUGCAGCAGACAAGAUUCUAGGCAGGCUAGCAUCCACCAUUGCAGUACAUAUCAGGGGAAAGAAUGAACCCACAUACACUCCCAGUGUGGACAUGGGUGCUUUUGUUAUUGUGGUCAAUGCAGAGAAGGUUGCUGUUUCUGGUAAAAAGCGGUCGCAGAAGCUCUAUAGGAGGCACUCUGGACGGCCUGGAGGGAUGAAAGAAGAAACUUUCGACCAACUUCAGAAAAGGAUUCCGGAGAGAAUCAUCGAACAUGCAGUGCGUGGCAUGCUUCCCAAGGGCAGGCUGGGAAGAAGACUAUUUACACACCUCAAGGUUUACAAAGGGGCAGAACAUCCACACGUGGCUCAGAAACCUGUCCCGCUGCCUAUCAGGGAUAAAAGAAUACAGAAGACUGACUAGAGAAUCCCUAUCGAUUGAAAUGGAUGAGGUGAUGAAUUCCUCCCCUGAAGGUUUUACCCAUUGUUUGGAUUCCCAUCCUCACAGUCAUGCAUCUGCCCCAGGGAGUGUAAAUCUUUUUUGUAAUUUGGACACCAAAGGCUGAAAUUUCGUCAUAUUUCUUGUCAUUGAGUAGUCAUGUAUUAUGGUAUGCUUUUAUUCAACCCAAAAUCUCUGCUUUCCCGUUGCACUUUGUAAAUUUGACCUGAUAUGAGAUGGUAGGUUGUUUCAUUGUUCAUCUUGAAGUUAAAACGCGGAAGAUACCAUCUGAAAUACAGAGAUUGUUUCUAUGUU